Entamoeba nuttalli P19 is the source of this 1578-nucleotide messenger RNA. RefSeq lists its product as hypothetical. NCBI's taxonomy places the organism in Eukaryota, Evosea, Mastigamoebida, Endamoebidae. The record is from RefSeq and is a predicted model, not a curated record. The transcript has a single exon. The coding region runs from base 1 to 1578 and encodes 525 amino acids.
AUGUUUACACUUUUAUUACUUAUCUCAUUUGGUUUUGCUUUACCUUACUCAGGACAAGAAGAAAAAGUUAUUGUUGAUAGAACUAAGAACGUAGAAAAAGCUUUAAAAAAGGUUAUUCAAGAAGUUAGCCAAAAGAAUAAAAUUAUUGAUAACUUAAAAGAUACUAUUGAUAAAAAUGCAUCUAAAGAUGGUGCUCAUGCCCAUCAGACUAUUCUUAAUCAACAAUCUAAAUUACUUCAUAAAGUAGAACAAUCAACUAAAGCACCAGCUGGUGAUAAAGUUAUUAACUUAGAUAAACUUGUUGAUGACAAAAAAGAUAAAACUAAAGUUGUUGUUAAGAAAGCUACUCCUAAGAAAACUACUGAUAAAACUUCUAAAAAAGUUGAAACAGCAAAAAAAGAAGUAAAAAAAGAUCAAAAAAAAGCUAAAAAAUAUGUCAAAAAAGCAGAAAAAAUUCAAAAGAAAAUUGUUAAAGCACAAGAGAAAGGAAAUACAGAAAAAGUAGCUCAACUACAAAAUAAGUUUAAUAAAACUAUUAAAAAAGCUGCUAAUGAAAAGAAGAAAGCUAAAGUUGCUAAAAAACAAGUUAAAGAAUUAAAACUAAAAAAACAAGCAAUUAAAACUGAAAAUAAAUAUAGAAAACAAUUAGGAAAAAGUGCUUUAAAACCAAAAGAAUCAGUUAAAAAGACUAAUACUAAAAAAGUAGUUCCUGCUCAAAUUAAGAAAGAUUUAAAAAAACAAAUUAAGAAAGAAGAAAAAAAGGCUGCUCAAAAAUCAAUAAAGAAAGUUAAUACUUUAAAGAAAGCUAUUCAAGUUAAUGUUAAAACUGCUUCAGAAUCUUGUCCAAAGAAAGCUGCUAAAGUUGAGGUUAUGACAGAAAAGGCUGCAUUAUUACAUAAAAAAGCAUUGGGAGAAUUAGAUAAAGGAAAUAAAAAGGCUGCAGUAAAAUUAGCUACACAAGCAUCUACAUUAGCAGAUAAAGCUGUUGCUGUUCAAAAAAAAGUUGUUUCAAGUGUAAAGAAAUCAGUAAAGAAAGAUGAAAAGAAGAAGAUUGUUGCUAAAGCUAAAGGUGAAAAGAAAGAAAUUAAGAAAGACGUUAAAAAACAACAAAAGAAAUUAGAUAAAGCAAAGAAAGAAGUUGCAAAAGCUGAAAAAAAAAUCCAACAAACUACAAGUAAAACAACCCAGAAAAAACAACAAAAGAAAUUAGCUCAAGCUCAAAAAAAAGUUAUUAAAGCUCAAAAAAAUAUAAAAAAAGAUAAUAAAAAGAUUGCUAAAGUUGAAAAGAAAGCUGCUAAGAAAGUUACAAAAGUUGAAAAGAAAGCUGCUGUUAAGAAAACACCAACUCUUACUAAAUUAGAAAAAAAAGUUGUUAAAAAAGGAAUUAAAACUAACAAAGAUAUUGGAGGUGUAAUUCCAAAGUCUCUUGCUUUUGGAGUUAUAAAAGAGUCUCAGGGAUUUGUUAAGAAAGCCGAAUGUCCUGAAAUGGUUAUGGCUCGUUUAGCACAAAAAGCACAUUUAAGUCCAGUUAUUCAAAAAGCACAAAAUAAAUUAGCUGAGAACCAAGUUAAGAUUUAA